GGAACGAAACACAGUGUGGGGAGAGCUGACCAACGCAAAUUUCUUGUCAAUCUGCAUUGAAGUCAUUUUGAUUAUUUAAAUGCACCGUAUAAUGCAGUAUUUGUAUGCCAGUCAGAGGAAAGGUGCAGAAUAUGCUUACAUUAAUCUGACAGACCUGCAUCCCGUAUAGAUAAAAAAAAAAGUGAAGCUGUGCUCAGAACUGCUCUCCUCAUCAACAGCAACAAUAAAAUUCUUUAAAAGAGAAUAUGUGAACAAGGUGGGCUAACCAAUACUUUACUCUUAAAUAAUGCCAGGUUUGGUUCUUAAAAACAAAAAGACAACAUUUUAUUCAUCCCGCAGUGGGGAAAUAUACAGUGUUGCAGGAGCAGAGGGCGAUAGAACAGUGACACACAUCGGUACAAAGUGUAAAGAGUAGUAAUUAGUUAUGCUGUUUGUUGUUACAAACACUAAUUCAUGUCUUUCACAUUUCCAAAUUUAUAUCUUAAAUUGACAUAUUACAUUAACGUCAAUUUUGAAACAAUAAAAUAUGAAAAUCAAACUAUUUGAGUGUAAACAACCCAACUACUUAUGUUCCCGAGAACCUCCCCCUGUUCUUAUGCCUUUGUGGUCAAAGGGGAGUGCUUGGAGCUGUACUUUUUUUUUUUAAGAAGAUGUUUGUUGCUGUUACUGUGUAGACCAUAUACUGUAUAUUAGCCAAAUAUUGUAGAUGUUUCUGCAGAUUGGUUUAUGUUUAACGUCUGUAAUGUGACUUUAAGACUCUGUAUGUCUUGUAGUUCAUAGUGCACACAUUUUAGAUUAAACUUUAUUGUCAGUGCACAUGCAAUUCAGCAUCUAACCAUGUAUGAGACCAUAGUAUACACACGUGAGUGAGCAAGGUAUACACAAUGACUGAGGUGCUGUGAACAUAAUACACUAAAGGAAGUUGCAGAUGGUAAAUUAGGCGAUACAAAAUGCAGAUAAAGUGAGCAUUAAACAGUGCAAUAUUCGGUACAUAAUACAGUGAAGUCCUGUUUCUAUGGCAUUUAAAAUGGCAACUCUUUAAAGUGCAAAUAAACCUGCACUUGGCAUGGGAAUAAACUAACCAGACGCCUUUAACCAAAGAUACUGGCCCACUGCCUUUACUGUAUUUGUUUUCAUUCUGCACAGCCCACCAAUCGCAGUUCCGAGUGGGAGGGGCCUUGUCUUCCUUCAUGGUAGCCACGCCCCUAUGUUCGGGUAACACCGCUUCAUACACACACACUGUUGUUAGCGACAUAGCCACUACGGCCAAUUUCAUUUUUUGACAUUUCCGUUUGCGACCACUUUCCAGGACUUCACUUCUUAUCACCGCCGGGUGAAUGCACGAGUAGCGGGUUUCUGGGAUCCGUUACACCCGGCGGCAGUUGCUCGAGCCUCUUUGAGCAUGUGUAUACAAUGAAGAGGCGUGUGGAGGACCAGGAACCAAUAUUUGCGCAACAGCAAUCACGCCGGCCCCCAGUUCAAGGUAUCGCAGAAAGCUUCCAGCACCGGGCCCUAGCCCCAGCCACUACUGUGACAGAGGGAGCUGCAGACAGCAUGCAGCCAUCAACUGGCAUCCAGUAUUCUGUCCCCCAGGGCUACCAGACGGUGCCUACACUGCCCCAGACUACGAGUGGACAUGGACAUGCACAUGGACACAACAGUACUGCCCCCCACGUUGGUCCCCACGCACACACCCUAGCAGUUCAGUCACAAGGUCCUGCAGUGGUCCAAGGCCAUGUUCAUCCACCUGCACCCAUGACUUCGAGUCAAGGACAGCAGCAGUUUCAGCGACUGAAGGUUGAAGAUGCCUUGUCCUAUCUUGAUCAAGUUAAGCUGCAGUUUGGGAAUCAGCCACAAGUUUAUAAUGAUUUCCUUGACAUCAUGAAGGAGUUCAAGUCUCAAAGCAUAGACACUCCUGGAGUCAUCAACCGGGUGUCCCAGCUCUUCAAGGGCCACCCAGACCUCAUUAUGGGGUUUAACACUUUCCUGCCACCUGGAUAUAAGAUUGAGGUUCAAACCAACGAUCUGGUCAACGUGACCACGCCAGGCCAGAUCCAUUACAUCACCCCACAUGGUAUUUCUGUUCAGAACAUACCCGUAAGUGGAGCACCUACCCAACCCGUGACCCACCACCAGCAUCAGAAUCUGCCACAGCCUGGUUCAAACACUACCACCACCCCACCUGUAGCUGCCCAACCUGCUCCAAACAAAACCAGCAAGCCAGUUCAGUCUCCAGCCCACACACCCACCAGCCAGCCAAAUCCAUCCAUCCCAUCUUAUGCCUCACCACGCUCACCUUCAGUUCAGUCCCACACUCCUGUCAGCAGCACGCCAUCCAGUGGGCCACCUCUCCAGAACAACCAACCUGUGGAGUUCAACCAUGCUAUAAAUUAUGUUAACAAGAUCAAGAACCGCUUCCAGGGUCAGCCAGACAUUUACAAAGCCUUCCUGGAAAUCCUGCACACUUACCAGAAGGAACAACGAAAUGCUAAGGAGGCAGGAGGCAACUACACCCCAGCACUGACUGAGCAGGAGGUCUACACCCAAGUGGCAAGGCUUUUUAAGAACCAGGAGGACCUGCUGUCAGAGUUUGGACAGUUCCUGCCGGAUGCAAACAGCUCCAUGCUGCUGGGUAAGACUACACCAGACAGGGCAGAGUCGGUUCGGAACGAUCAUGGCGGCACAGUGAAGAGACCCAUACUGAACAACAAGCAGAGGCUGAGCCAGAACGGACUGCCACUCAGGAGACCCGCUGGAGUGGGUGUCACACCCCCUGUCAAGAAGAAACUUAAAAUAAUGGGUAAGGACCAUGGCAUGGCCGAAGUCAGCAAACACAGCACCAGCACCGAAACCAUGUUCUUUGAGAAGGUGAAGAAGGCUCUGAGGAGCUCUGAGGCGUAUGACAACUUCCUGCGGUGUCUGCACAUCUUCAACCAGGAAGUAAUUUCACGCACUGAGCUGGUCCAGUUAGUUAUUCCAUUUCUUGGAAAAUUCCCAGAGCUUUUCACGUGGUUCAAGAACUUCCUGGGCUACCGAGAGUCCAGUCACGGAGAGUCCAGCCAUGCAGAGACUUUGCCCAAAGAGCGUGCAACAGAGGGCAUCGCCAUGGAGAUCGACUACGCUUCCUGCAAGAGGCUGGGGUCCAGCUAUCGAGCACUGCCCAAGAGCUACCAGCAGCCCAAGUGCACAGGAAGAACGCCACUGUGUAGAGAGGUUUUGAAUGACACAUGGGUGUCGUUUCCAUCAUGGUCCGAGGACUCCACAUUCGUGAGCUCCAAGAAAACUCAGUAUGAGGAACACAUUUACAGAUGUGAGGAUGAGCGCUUUGAGCUGGAUGUUGUUUUGGAAACCAAUAUUGCAACUAUUCGAGCCCUGGAGACAGUGCAGCGGAGGCUUUCUCGCAUGUCGGCCGAGGAGCAGCUGCGCUUCAAGCUGGACAACACGAUGGGUGGCUCCUCUGAGGUCAUUCACCGCAAAGCUAUCCAAAGGAUAUACGGGGACAAAGCCCCAGACAUCAUCGAUGGGCUCAAGAAAAACCCCGCUGUGUCUGUUCCCAUUGUGCUAAAAAGAUUAAAAAUGAAGGAGGAAGAGUGGAGAGAAGCUCAGAGGGGCUUCAACAAAAUCUGGCGGGAGCAGAAUGAAAAAUAUUACCUGAAGUCACUCGACCACCAAGGGAUAAACUUCAAGCAGAAUGACACCAAAGUCUUGCGUUCAAAGACCUUGCUCAAUGAAAUUGAGACGUUAUAUUAUGAUCGCCAGGAGCGAUCAUCAGAAGAAACCGCUGCACCGCCACCGAGCGGCCCACACAUGAACCUGACGUACGACGACAGCCAAAUCCUGGAGGACGCCGCUGCCCUCAUCAUCCACCACGUCAAAAGACAAGUGGGCAUCCAGAAAGAAGACAAGUGCAAGAUCAAGCAGAUCAUCCACCACUUCAUUCCCGACCUGCUGUUUGCACGGCGAGGGGAGCUCUCUGAUGUGGAGGAGGAGGAGGAAGAGGAGGAAGAAGACAUGGAGGUGGAGCAAGACGGGCCCAAGAAGCACAACGGUUUGCCGGGCAGCAGCCCUUCCAAAUCCAAGCUCCUGUUCAGCAACACGGCCGCUCAGAAGCUGCGGGGCACCGAUGAAGCCUAUAACUUGUUCUUCGUGAACAACUACUGGUACACCUUCCUUCGUCUUCACCACAUCCUCUGCUCGCGUUUGCUGCGGAUCUACGGGCAGGCCGAGAAGCAGAUUGAGGAAGACACACGUGAGCGAGAGUGGGAAAGAGAAGUGCUCGGCCUCAAAAGGGAGAAAAAUGAAAAUCCAGCGAUUCAGCUGAAGAUGAAGGAACCAAUGGAUGUUGAUGUAGAGGACUAUUACUCAGUGUUUCUGGAAAUGGUGCGUAAUCUUUUGGAUGGAAACAUGGAGCCUGCCCAGUAUGAGGACUCCCUGAGAGAAAUGUUUACUAUCCAUGCCUACGUUGCCUUCACCAUGGACAAACUCAUACAAAGCAUUGUCCGGCAGCUCCAGCACCUUGUUACUGACGAUGUGUGUGCGCGUGUCACGGACAUGUACCUGAGCGAAUGUGCCAACAAAGCCACGGGAGGCACGCUGUCCACGCAGACGUCCAGGGCCACAGCAGAGGGGGCCUACCAGCGCAAAGCAGAGCAGCUCAUGUCAGAUGACAACUGCUUCAAGUUGAUGUUCGUGAAGAGCCGAGGAGCCGUCAGUCUGGCCAUGGAGCUGCUGGACACGGAAGAGGAGAACUCCGAUGAGCCAGCAGAUGCAGAAAGGUGGUCAGACUAUGUGGGCAGGUACCUGAACUCGGAUUCUGCUUCCCCAGAGCUGCGUGAGCAUCUGGCCCAGAAGCCGGUGUUUCUCCCCAGGAAUUUGAGAAGGAUACGAAAGUGCCAGAGAGGAUGGGAGCAGCUGCAGCAGGAACGAAUGACCAAGGGCCCCUCGGACAAAUCGCAGGACGGCAACAGUGAGCUGAAGAUGGAGUGCAUGUUCAAGCUGAACUCCUACAAGAUGGUGUAUGUCUGCAAGUCAGAGGACUAUAUGUACAGGCACACAGCGCUCACACGGGCUCAUCAGUCCCAGCAGCGGGUGAACACUCGCCUGCACGGGCGCUUCCAGGCCUUUCUGGACUCCUGGGCCAAGGAGCACGUGACCAGUGACAUGGCGACCAACAGCCGCAAGUGGCUGAUGGGAGACGGACAAGAAGAUCAGUUGUCCUGCACCACCACCUGCACCCCCGAGGUCCUCCACUAUCUCAACAUCAACAAGUACCGGGUGAAGUACAGAACACUGUAGUACACGCCUCUCCAUAAAGUCUUCACACAACAAACUGCCAGGGAUGAGUUCUCCAACCCGCCGUGACCGGAUUGAGUUGCCAACAUGUUUUUAGGUUGUUGAUCCGUGAUUCAAAUGUAAAACUUUCCACUUCACACACAUCAUUCAGGAAUCCACCUUUCGAGCUUACACUGCAAGUUCUGCAACAAAUAUCUAACAGGAGUUACUGAAGUUUAAGUCUUGAUGACUCACACUGAACGAAGAAUGACACGUUGAUGUCGAUAAUCCAUACAGUAGAAAAACCCACCUCUUUAGUUGUUUUAUACGUGAGAUAAAUAUCUCUUUAAAGGUUCUCUUUGGUGCAGUUUGAUAAAGAAAACACGUUAAAGAUUUUCUUAAAACUCCGCUCAGAUGUGAAGAGAAAUGAAAACUGAACAACCUCAGAUUUUCUCUUUAGGUAGCAACAACCAGUACCGGCUACCUUCCUUAAAAAUGUGUAUAAUCGGACUUCCAGCUGUAAACUUGUAAAGCCUGUGAAUGUUUUUGAUUCCUGCGGCAUAUUCGACGUGUCUGCCGACCGCUGGGUGGAUGUACAAUGCCAGCCAUAUGUACAAUAAUUUAUGAUUGCCCAAAUACGUUGUGUAAAUAUACUGUUUAUAUCUUCUUUUUUUUUUUUUAUUGGAUAUCCUCGAUGUGUAGCGUACAUUAACACACAUACUAUCGAUCUUUAGCUAGAGGUUGAAGAGAAUUUUUAUUAACAUUUUUUUUUUUUUUUUUUACCAAAGGUUGUUAAUUAGAGACCUUUAUUCGUUUUUGUUUUUGUUUUUUUUUGGUCUGUGUUGUCCCUGAAGUCUUUGUUUGGUAGGAAAGUUCUCAUUUUUGAUGUGAUUUCAGUUCUUUUCCGUGCAUUUUUUUCUACCUUCAGGCGUAAGUAUCACUGGUGGUUUUAAGAUGACUGAAUGUAGCUGAGCGGCAGUUUCUCCUUUUUGACAGAAUAGUGUACUGCAUGUCCGUCUAUCAAAGUACUGAAGUCUUAACAGUACUUUUUGUUGUAUUUAAACCUUAAAAAAAAAAAAAUGACUAGAACCCGUAUUAACAGGUUCAAUAGUGGCACAACGAACCCCCAAGGAGAACUCUAAGCGAGUUGUGUUCGUUUUUCUACGGCCAGUGUUGAAGAUAAACACUUACUGACGUAUUCUCGUCUAUACGUGAAAGUCAGCCGCGUGGCUUGUGUACAGUUUAAAGAUCAAGAAAAUAAGCAAUAAUUCCUUCAGUUGCAGUUUAUCAACCUGUCAGUUUUUAUUUCCUGCUUUAAUACAAAUGUGAAUGUUGUAUGCCCUUAAAGGAAGGCCGUAAAGAUUUUUUUUAUUGCCUUUUCCUCCCUGUGGUUUAUUAAAGUUGGAAUUGGCACUGUUGUAGAUAUUGUAGCUAAGUUGAAAGAUAGAUUUACAUCACACUAAAUGCUGGAAAGUGUGUUCCACGUUGAACGAGCAAAUAGAUUCUGGUAAAUUUAACCUAAAAACCAUUCGGUUUAAUAAUUUUCACAUACGCAGACAAACACACUGGUAUAGAUGUGCUUCUGAGACCGAAAAGAAGCUGCUGAACAAAAUGUCACCCUCAGUUUAAGGCAGUGGUCAGUAACCAGCUCCAGACAAUCUUGGAACAGUUUUAUUACUUGGCUUUUUAUUUUUAUAUUCACCGUGUUCAAAGAAGAAUACCACAGGAAGUUCGGAGGGAGCUGAUUGUACAUAAAGACAUCGUUUGUACCUCGUUUAUUGUGUCUCUGCUCUUGACUUUUAUGAUGUACAUGAGUGUUAGUAUGGUGUUUGCCAUUAAACUAUCCUUUGAGUAGAAAGAA
Molecule: messenger RNA, 7132 nt
Organism: Mugil cephalus (flathead mullet)
Lineage: Eukaryota; Metazoa; Chordata; Actinopteri; Mugiliformes; Mugilidae
Product: paired amphipathic helix protein Sin3a-like
Exons: 21
Coding region: 1414-5295 (1293 amino acids)
Biological process (GO): negative regulation of transcription by RNA polymerase II
Cellular component (GO): chromatin
Molecular function (GO): transcription corepressor activity
Source: RefSeq, a predicted model, not a curated record